Mercurialis annua (annual mercury) is the source of this 1350-nucleotide messenger RNA. Its product is annotated as NAD(P)H-quinone oxidoreductase chain 4, chloroplastic. The transcript is spliced from 3 exons. Gene Ontology annotation, biological process: ATP synthesis coupled electron transport; electron transport coupled proton transport; aerobic respiration. The record is from RefSeq and is a predicted model, not a curated record. Lineage: Eukaryota; Viridiplantae; Streptophyta; Magnoliopsida; Malpighiales; Euphorbiaceae. The coding region runs from base 1 to 1350 and encodes 449 amino acids. Gene Ontology annotation, molecular function: NADH dehydrogenase (ubiquinone) activity; ubiquinone binding.
AUGAUACCUUGGGAUGGGUGUAAAUCUAAGCAAAUCGCUUCUGCUCCAAGAACAGAAGACUGUGUCGGUUGUAAGAGAUGUGAAUCCGCUUGUCCAACAGAUUUCUUGAGUGUUCGAUUAACAAUAUUUGUAGUUUUCCCGAUAUCCGCAGGUUCCUUAAUUUUCUUUUUACCCCAUAGAGGAAAUAAGGUAAUUAAGUGGUAUACUUUAUCUAUAUGUAUUUUAGAACUCCUUUUAGUAACUUAUGCGUUCUCUUAUUAUUUCCAAUUGGACGACCCAUUAAUCCAAUUAACAGAAGAUUAUAAAUGGAUCCAAUUUUUUGAUUUUUACUGGAGAUUGGGAAUAGAUGGAUUUUCUUUAAGCCCUAUUUUACUGACAGGAUUUAUUACUACUUUAGCUACUUUAGCGGCUUGGCCAAUUACCCGGGAUUCCCGAUUAUUUCAUUUUCUGAUGUUAGCAAUGUAUAGUGGUCAAAUAGGAUUAUUUUCUUCUCAAGAUCUUUUGAUUUUUUUUAUCAUGUGGGAGUUCGAAUUAAUUCCUGUUUAUCUACUUCUAUCCAUGUGGGGGGGAAAGAAACGUCUGUAUUCAGCUACAAAGUUUAUUUUAUAUACUGCCGGAGGUUCCAUUUUUUUGUUAAUGGGAGCCUUGGGUAUCGCUUUAUAUAGCUCCAAUGAACCAAGAUUCCAUUUUGAAACAUCAGCCAAUCAAUCCUAUCCCAUAGCACUAGAAAUAUUUUUUUAUAUUGGAUUUCUUAUUGCUUUUGCUGUCAAAUCGCCGAUUAUACCCUUACAUAUAUGGCUACCAGACACCCAUGGGGAAGCACAUUACAGUACUUGUAUGCUUCUAGCCGGAAUCUUAUUAAAAAUGGGGGCGUAUGGGUUGGUUCGAAUCAAUAUGGAAUUAUUACCUCAAGCUCAUUCUAUCUUUUCUCCCUGGUUGAUAAUAGUGGGCGUGACACAAAUAAUUUAUGCAGCUUCAACAUCUCUUGGUCAACGAAAUUUAAAAAAAAGAAUAGCCUAUUCUUCUGUAUCUCAUAUGGGUUUCAUAAUUAUAGGAAUUUGCUCUAUAAGUGAUAUGGGACUUAAUGGAGCCAUUUUACAAAUAAUAUCACAUGGGUUUAUUGGUGCUACGCUUUUUUUCUUAGCAGGAACGGGUUAUGAUAGAAUACGUCGUGUGUAUCUUGACGAAAUGGGCGGAAUGGCUCCCUCAAUGCCAAAAAUAUUCACGACAUUUAGUAUCUUAUCGCUAGCUUUAGAUGAAAAUGAGAGAAGCAAGAGGAGUCAUGCAGUAAUGGAGAUAACGCACAGCAAAAUCGUGGAGAAGAGAAGCGAAAAUGGCGGAGAAGAAUGA